Sinocyclocheilus anshuiensis is the source of this 1175-nucleotide messenger RNA. RefSeq lists its product as uncharacterized. The coding region runs from base 404 to 1075 and encodes 223 amino acids. The record is from RefSeq and is a predicted model, not a curated record. The transcript has 2 exons. NCBI's taxonomy places the organism in Eukaryota, Metazoa, Chordata, Actinopteri, Cypriniformes, Cyprinidae.
UCUAGUUUAUUUUAAAUUGUUCUUUAGAAAUUACAUAUUUCACACAACACAAUUUGUUUGCCAGCAUUGGGAUUUUAUCGAGUUGAUGGUGAUUUAAUGAUGACCCUGGCAUCAGAUAAACCCAUGUUCCAAGAUAUCUCAGAAAUGCUCAAGCCGUUCUGUGUGCAGUAAGCUGUCAACAGAAUGAGGGAAAGGGAGACGGGGAAGGAGAAUUUGGUGGUGUGCGACCAAUGGGCUUGCCUGAUGUAUUUUUAAUGCACAUGAAUGAUUGAUCACUGUAUAUGGACACAUGCUGUCCUGUGGGGCGGCUGCAGUCUGUGUGUUGCUGUCGGUGCUGGUAUGAGUGCGACCAGGGGACCUUCUGGACUGAGCAUGAACACUGGAGUUAAAGCAUCAGUGGGCAAUGCAGAGAAAUCGCACUCUGGUCCGGAUGUACCUGCUCUCCAGUUCUGUGCUUCCACUUCCUGGCUCGUGGAGCAGAGAUGAUUUCAGACGUCCACCAUUGUCCAGUUCAACACAUGGGCGGACCACCACAGUGCCUCUCAGUAUCAGUGAGCCCUGCUUGUUCACCCCAGGGCAGAGAGCGGUUUUCGAGGGGUUUUCAAAAAACCGCCGUCCCCUUCUACACAAACGUGGCCCAUCUUCUCCCUCCUGCAAGACCCUUGAGAACACAAAGGCACCUCAGCAGAGCUAUCAUCAAGUGUACAUGCAUUUCUCUCGGCCUCUGAAGCCUGUACCAAAGGUUGGACAGGCCUUUACUCACAGUCAGCGGCGGGCCACAGAGAGCACAGGACUGCAGGCAUUAGUGAGGCAGCACCUAGAGACUUUAUCUGUCAGAGGACAGACUUUCCUUCCCACCCAGCAUUUACCUACCUCUUCAUCUAGCGCGCCUCGCACACAGCUGCAUGUGUUCUUGCCUGCAGAGGGCGCCAGGCAGGAGGAAGACGGGGACAGUGAGUCUGUUGAUGAGGGUUUCAUGGAUGAGCUAGAUAACAAAGUCACCACUCUGAGACUUCAAGAUCCAAAGAUCCCCAAACAGAUAGAAAAAUCACUGACGGGUCAAAUGGUGCAAUGAACUUCCUAGUGUCAUGCCUUUAUUGUAGCAUUUCAUAUUUUGAUGUGUGUUGUAUGCUACCACUGAUAACAGAAAUGACAAGUUCUGUAUUUACCAAUUU